CCGCGGGGCCCUGGAGCGCCCCGGAGCCGGCGGCCCUGCGUGAUGACGCACGCGGUCGCGAAGACGUGGGGACGCAGGCGGGCCGUAGAGAGCGUUCAGCUGCCUGUGUUUCUUCCCAGAUUCCCCAAACCUGGCCACUUUUUCCCAUCACUGGCUUGAUUUUUAACCAUGCAGCGGAGAUCAAGAGGAAUUAAUGUUGGGCUGCUUCUGCUCCUUUCUCAAAUCUACCAUGUUGGGAUCAAUAAUAUUCCACCUGUCACCAUAGCAACUUUGGCUCUCAACAUCUGGUUCUUCUUGAAUCCUCUGAAACCGCUGUUUAGCUCCUGCCUUAGCGUGGAGAAGUGUUAUCAGCAAAAAGACUGGCAGCGCUUACUGCUCUCCCCUCUUCACCACGUAGAUGAUUGGCAUUUGUAUUUCAACAUGGCAUCCAUGCUAUGGAAAGGAAUAAAUUUGGAAAGAAGACUAGGAAGUAGAUGGUUUGCCUACAUCAUCGCCACAUUCUCUCUACUCACUGGGGUGGUGUACCUGCUCUUGGAAUUUGCUCUUGCAGAAUUGCUGGAUGAACCUGGCUUCAGAAGGAACUGUGCUGUAGGUUUCUCAGGAGUUUUGUUUGCUUUGAAAGUUCUUAACAACCAUUAUUGCCCUGGAGGCUUUGUCAACGUUUUGGGCUUUCCUGUACCCAACAAAUUUGCGUGUUGGGCAGAACUUUUGGCUAUUCACUUCAUCUCGCCAGGGACCUCCUUCGCCGGGCAUCUGGCGGGGAUUCUUGUCGGACUGAUGUACACUUGCGGGCCUCUGAAGAAGAUCAUGGAAGCGUGUGCAGGCAUUUUCCCCUCCAAUAUUGAUUACCCAGGACAGCAAUACUACUAUAAUAAUUCAGGCUACUCGGGGUAUCAGGACUACCACCCGUCUGGCAGACCAGGUUUCUAUGAAGAAGGACCCAGGAACUAUGAUGCGUACACGGCAGGACUGAGUGAGGAGGAACAGCUGGAGCAAGCGCUGAGAGCUAGCCUCUGGGACCAAGGAAAUAGCAGAAAUAGCCCCCCGCCCUAUGGGUUCCAUCUCUCGCCAGAAGAAGAAAUGAGGAGAAAGCGACUUUAUAGAUUCGACCACCAGCAAGGGGACCCAUCCUGGUGAACAGAUGUGGUCCAGUUGUGCAGUCAUUGUCCCCAAAGCCCCGCAUGGUUUUAAGCAGAAGCAGAGGGCACCGUGACCAUCACAGGUUGCCCACGUCUGCCAUGGCCCGUCACCCCAUGACCGCCGUGAGUCUAAUUCUCAAGCAGGUGGACGUCUUGAGCCCAGGCUUGCUGGACACAGCCCACCGCUCCUCUGGCCUUGUUCUCUCUCGCAGACAGGAGGUCGGCAUCUCCACGUAGGGCCCCCUCUCCACAUUCCUUUCUCUCACUGCUGACUCAGCGGCGCUCUUGCCUUGUUUUGUCUUUGAAGACCAGGACCUUCGCCAAGAGGUUUGUGUUCACCAGCCCGGAAGACCUGGCCCUAUUCUGCUCGGUGCUUGACGUGGCAGGAAGCAGGGAGCCAUUCCUCAUCCCCCGGCAGGUUGCCAUGGUGACCGUCCAGGCGCAGGAUGCAGCUACCAUCACAGGAUGCUAUUCCAGUGGCCUGGGGCCUCAGCUCCUUAGGCCCCGUUGUCUGGGCGUUGUUUACAGUAAAGCUGCCUUCACAGACUGUAUGACUGGAGAAGCUCAAGUAAGACCUCAGAGGGGAACCCACCCACACGCUCUAUGACAUAGCAGGUGGCACCAGCAAUCCGGGCUCACGGCAGCCUCUCCAGUGACUAUAUGUGUUCCUGGAGAUGCACUUUGUAUUAAGCUAGUCAGCAAAGCAGCGGCAGGUGCCGCAUGCCGAGUAGGGCGACCAGUGCGUGGUCACUGAAGAAGUACUCUUUUUCUCUUGAGGAAGUAUUUUUUUUUCUCCUAAAAGUGCCUUUUAAUUGACCACUGUCACAGCCACUUGUCCUGCUCAGGCAUCCAAGACACUCCCCUCACCCACAGAUUCCAAGUCACAUACGGUGGUUCCCGGUGCUUGUGUUUUGUGAAUAAAAGGAAAAAGUCAAACAUCACUGAUGUCUCAUUUCACUGAGAUAUUUUUGUUUAAAGGGAGUUAGAAGCAGAAAAGGAUCUUCCUAUUUUGCACUUCUAGCAUUUAUAUAGUUUUAUGAUUAUAAAAGUAAUAUAUAUACCUUUAUAUGCAUAAAGCAAACCUCUGGAAGGAAAUGUACCCACAUGUUAACAGAGGUUAUUUUGGAAGGUAGAGUACAUAGAAUUUUGCUGGGUUUUUUACAAUUUUAUAUUGCUGUCUUUUAAAAAUGUGUGUGCAUAUAUAUAUGUAUGUGUACUACUUUUGCAGUAGGAAAACUGAUUUACAUAAUAAUCAGUAAAAUGGAUUUAUUUAAA
Phacochoerus africanus (Common warthog) is the source of this 2414-nucleotide messenger RNA. It is a transcript of the gene RHBDD1, whose product is annotated as rhomboid domain containing 1. Bases 169 to 1137 code for a protein of 322 amino acids. Gene Ontology annotation, molecular function: serine-type endopeptidase activity. The record is from RefSeq and is a predicted model, not a curated record. Gene Ontology annotation, cellular component: membrane. The transcript has 7 exons. NCBI's taxonomy places the organism in Eukaryota, Metazoa, Chordata, Mammalia, Artiodactyla, Suidae.